AUGAAGCUGAGGUGGCAGGGCCGGAUAGCGGACACAGACGAACUGGAACGGACGGGAAUCCUCAGCAUCUGUGGCGUGCUGAUGCAACUGCAACUGCGCUGGAUCGGCCACCUCGACACUGAUGUGCUGGAACGGACGGGAAUGCGCAGCAUCUACGCCAUACUGAGGCAAAUGCAGCUGCGCUGGAGCGGCCACCUGAUGCGCAUGGAUGACGAGCGGUUACCCAAACGACUCCUCUACGGAGAUGUCGCCACUGGUUCCCACCGACAAGGAGGCCAAGUCCGCCGCUACAAGGACACUUUGAAGACCUCCCUGAAGCGUCUGCAGAUCAACCUGGCCAACUGGAAAGAUCUCUUCCGAGACCGACCGACUGACCUGGAUGAGGACACUGAAGACAGUCGCAGUGACCUAUGA
Messenger RNA from Spirometra erinaceieuropaei, 414 nucleotides. The record is from the annotation of a GenBank genome assembly. Lineage: Eukaryota; Metazoa; Platyhelminthes; Cestoda; Diphyllobothriidea; Diphyllobothriidae.